Botrytis sinoallii is the source of this 1494-nucleotide messenger RNA. RefSeq lists its product as uncharacterized. The record is from RefSeq and is a predicted model, not a curated record. The transcript has 4 exons. Gene Ontology annotation, biological process: DNA replication; DNA strand elongation involved in DNA replication. Bases 1 to 1494 code for a protein of 497 amino acids. Gene Ontology annotation, cellular component: delta DNA polymerase complex. Lineage: Eukaryota; Fungi; Ascomycota; Leotiomycetes; Helotiales; Sclerotiniaceae. Gene Ontology annotation, molecular function: DNA binding.
AUGGCGGUACCUGUAGAAGAUGGCAGUUUACUGCAUGGCCCCACCACUUCUCAUUCCUCACCACCGACUCGAGUACCCUCGUCCUACAAGCCUCUCUCUACAUUUGCACUCUCCAAAGCAAAACAAUAUCAACAGCAAUAUGGCGAUAUGUACUUCUUGAGAUUGACUUCUUUAAAGAAACCAGUUGAAGAAAUUGCAAGCGCCGCUUGGGAUGGGUUCCAGAUUUCUGGGGAGGAAGUGCGGAAGGUAGAGAGAGUGUUGGAUGUUAGACAGGGAGAAUUAUGUUGGGUGGCAGGUACAAUUUAUAUGAAUAUGCCAUUGAAACCGAAUAUUUUGGAAGAUAUAAGUAAAGAUCAUUGGAUAUCAGCACCCCCACCUCGAAAGAAAUAUCUCUCCAGUGACGGCGAAGACGAAAUAAUGCUCGAGGAUGAAUCUGGACGACUGCGAUUAAUUGGAGGACAACUAAAUAAAGAGCUGCUGGUGACAGGCUGUAUAGUAGCAGUAAUGGGGACAGAAAACGCAAAUGGCGAUUUCGAAGUAGUGGAUAUCAAAGUACCAGAUUUACCACCGCAGGAACCAAGAUGGGAAAUAUCCGGGGAGAAAGAGGAAGAGGAUACAGAUAUGGAUACGGAAAAGGCAGGGCGCAAAAAGAUUGCCCUCGUCUCUGGCCUCUCAUUCUCUGGAACCAGCGCCGAGAACUCUCUCGAAAAGGCCCUCCUGACCGAAUAUCUCUUAGGCGAGAGUCUAGACCCCUCUUCCCAAGCCGAAGUCUCUAAAAUAUGUCGUCUAAUAAUAGCCGGCAACAGCAUUGCCACUGACCUCGAUAGCAUAGCACACGACACCGUGGGCAAUACACGCAAAGCACAAAAGAAAUACGGCUACGAUGCCAGCGCCUAUAAUCCCGCUCCUACCGCCCAUUUUGAUAACUUCCUAGCUGAACUCUUGCCAAGUUUACCCAUUACAUUAUUACCUGGACCUAGCGAUCCGGCAAAUGCAAGUCUGCCGCAACAGCCUAUUCAUCCGGCUAUGUUUCCUCAAGCUAGAGCGUACUGUGGAAGUGCGCCGAGUGUUAUCGGAGAAGAGAGAGAGGCGGGAUGGUUUGACCCAGUGACGAAUCCAUGGGAGGGAGAAAUAGAGGGAUGGAGAGUUUUGGGCACGGGCGGACAAAAUGUCGAUGAUGUCUUCAAAUACGUAGAGGGUGAGGAUCGCCUGAGCAUGAUGGAGGCUAUGUGUAGGUGGAGGUGUUGUGCUCCCACUGCACCAGAUACUCUUUGGUCCUACCCAUUCCAAGACGCCGACCCCUUCAUCAUCAGCACUUGUCCGCACAUCUUUUUCGCCGGCAACCAACCCUCUUUCGACACCGCCAGCAUCGAGGGACCAGACGGCCAAACCGUCAGACUAAUAUCAAUACCCAGUUUCGAGGAAACAGGCGAGAUCGUACUCCUAGAUGCUGAAACGUUGGAGGCGGAAGUUGUAAGAAUCACGGUGGAGUAA